Sus scrofa (pig) is the source of this 6265-nucleotide messenger RNA. It is a transcript of the gene XXYLT1, whose product is annotated as xyloside xylosyltransferase 1. NCBI's taxonomy places the organism in Eukaryota, Metazoa, Chordata, Mammalia, Artiodactyla, Suidae. Gene Ontology annotation, biological process: protein O-linked glycosylation via N-acetylgalactosamine. Gene Ontology annotation, molecular function: xylosyl alpha-1,3-xylosyltransferase activity. The record is from RefSeq and is a predicted model, not a curated record. Gene Ontology annotation, cellular component: endoplasmic reticulum membrane.
CUCCGCCCCCGCCAUGGCUGCCGCCCGCCGACUGAGCUACUAAGUGGCUGCCGGGGUAUUGGUCUCCGCUGCAGUUUCCCGGCUGCUCUGUGUCGGCGGGCUGGUGGCGCAUGGGUCUCCUCCGAGGCGUGCCCCCAUGCGCUCGGGCCAUGGCACGCCUGGGCGCUGUGCGCUCCCACUAUUGUGCGCUGCUCCUGGCCGCGGCGCUUGCGGUCUGUGCCUUUUACUACCUCGGCUCCGGCCGGGAGACCUUCUCCAGCGCCACCAAGAGGCUGAAGGAGGCCCGCGCCGGGGCCCCAGCCGUGCCCUCGCCGCCGGUGCUGGAGGUGGCGCGGGGCUCCGUGGCGCCAGCCCUGGGUGCUAAGGCCAAGAGCCUGGAGAGCGGCGGGGCUGGGCCGGUGGACUACCACCUGCUGAUGAUGUUCACCAAGGCGGAACACAAUGCCGCGCUGCAGGCCAAGGCUCGCAUCGCGCUCCGCUCCCUGCUGCGCCUUGCUAAGUUCGAGGCGAAUGAGGUGCUUAACCUGCACUUCGUGAGCGAGGAGGCCAGCCGCGAGGUGGCCAAGGCCCUGCUGCGAGAGCUGCUGCCGCCCGCCGCCGGCUUCAAGUGCAAGGUCGUCUUCCACGACGUCGGCGUGCUGACGGACAAGCUCUUCCCCGUCGUGGAGGCCAUGCAGAAACACUUCAGUGCCGGCUCUGGGACCUACUACAGCGACUCCAUCUUCUUCCUCUCGGUGGCCAUGCAUCAGAUCAUGCCCAAAGAGAUCCUGCGGAUAAUUCAGCUGGACCUAGACCUAAAGUACAAGACCAACAUCCGGGAAUUGUUUGAGGAGUUUGACAACUUCCUGCCAGGUGCUGUCAUUGGCAUAGCAAGGGAGAUGCAGCCCGUGUACAGGCACACGUUCUGGCAGUUCCGCCACGAGAACCCCAAGACCCGGGUCGGGGGCCCUCCCCCCGACGGGCUCCCCGGCUUCAACAGCGGGGUGAUGCUGCUCAACCUGGAGGCCAUGCGCCAGUCCCCGCUGUACAGCCGCCUGCUGGAGCCGGCGCAGGUGCAGCAGCUGGCCGCCAAGUACCGCUUCCGGGGUCACCUCGGGGACCAGGACUUCUUCACCAUGAUCGGCAUGGAGCAUCCUGAGCUCUUCCAUGUGCUGGACUGUACCUGGAACCGGCAGCUCUGCACCUGGUGGAGGGACCACGGCUACAGCGACGUCUUUGAUGCCUACUUCCGCUGCGAGGGCCACGUCAAGAUCUACCAUGGGAACUGCAACACACCCAUCCCAGAGGCCUAGGCACCUCUCAUCCGCUGGGUCCUCGGGCUCUGGGGAAGGAGAGGGGCAGGGUGCCCCGACAGGCCUGGAGUGCUGUCCCAACUCCUACAGAGACACCACAAGGAUGUCCUUGUGACCAGGUGCUGCAGCUCUCCCACUGCGGGUCAUUGUCCUGAGGCCACCUAGUGACGACUGGCCUGUACCCCACUGGUGCUUGGGACCCUUUUGUGGCCAGGGGGCCAAGUGUCGUGAAGGAUGAACACAUAGCCCUGGCCUGGUGGGCUAGGAAGCCUUUGAAAAGAAGGAAGAAAACGGUCCCCCUUGCCUUCAGCCCCCAAAGCAUGGAAGUCCUUUUAAGAACUGGGCUUUCCUGGACCAAAAAUCAAUUUAUUUUCAAUCAACAGGUGAGAGAGAAAGAGUACUGCUGUAGCUCCCAAUGCCCCCUCUGAAUACGUGAGCCAGGGUUUUAACAACCGGCCCAGAGUUGAAGCAUCCAAACGAAUGCCAGCCUUCCACGUGCACACCCUGGGAGGCUGUGUGCUUCUUGCCACGGUGCUCACGUCACCCGGCACAGGUGUAAAGAUCACCUCCUCUCUGGGGAGGGCCUUCAGCACCAAUUGUGGCCCACAGAGGAAACCUGGACUCAUUAUUUUAGCCUUCAUAGCAUUUCUCUCGCAUUUCGCUCCCAAUUGCAUUACAGAAGCUCAUUAUCCCUGACUCACCCGUGCCAGCGCCAGGUGACCAGACUCUGCUCAGAAAUCAAACUCGCCAUCAAAGAACAGAGAUGGGCCAUUCCCAAGGGUGCCUGGAUUGGGAAGACCCAUUCCAAAAAGGAGCCCAGCAGCACCUGUGCAGCUUGGAAGGGGUCUCGCUCUUAGGCUUACAAGCAUUCUAGUCUCUUGAUUUAGCAGAAUCACCCUUGUGACUUUGUUGCACCAGGUCAGACUCUAUACCUUAGAAGAAAUUAGGCUGUCAUUUCUUUCUUUGUGGCAGCACUCACAGCAUGUGGAAGGUUCCUGGGCCAGGGAUCAAACCCACACCACAGCAGCCACCCAAACCGCUGUAGUGACAAUACCGGAUCUUUAGCCGGCUGUGUCACAGGAGAACUCCGGGCUGUCAUUUCCUGAUUUCUGCUUUUAAUGAGUUCUCCUGUAAGCGGACUGCAAACAUGGUCCAUUCUGUAUCAUCUAGCCAUGGUCCUCGGGGGAAAAUGUUGUUGAACUUUCAUCUUAUUUCAAUUGCAUUUACUUUUUUUUUUUCUCUCCAGGAGUGGGAAUAAUAAUCUUUGAGAAUGCAGUGGUUUAUACUGUUUGCUCUCUGAUCAGUUUUCUACUACCUGAAGGUUCUGAAUCAAGAGUGUGGUCACUGUCAUUCAACGUCUCCCUCCCCACAGGAUUAAGCUGGGGUGCUCACAGCGGGUCCCCCAGGCCUAAGGGGGAGCAUGUCUGGGAAGGCAGCGGGGAGGCCAGCAGUGUUGUAUUGGACUCAAAAUAGAGAAUCAUUUCGUUCGAACUUGUGCGCAGGCCUAUCUGCUCCUGGGAGCAAAACCCACCACCUCAUCCCUGCUCAUCAAGCAUAGCCCUGACAGUCUGGUCACCUCAUCGUCUGAUGAAGCGGAGCACACAUUUCUAACUCAGCUCUCGCAGAGCUGGUCUGUCUUCUUAGGUGCCUGAUUCCCUGUUCUUAGCUACCAAUUACUGAAUGCCUGCUGCGUGCCCAGCAUUGUAUUAGGAGUGUGAGAACAUGCACUAUCACUGAUGCUCAUAAAAAUCUCAUGAAGCUCAUUCAGAAUUUCUAAAAUUUGUUGUAAGAAAAUAACGAGAUUUGUGGACAGAGGGUCCUUGUUUAUCCCAGCCUUUUUUAUAGUAGAAAGAAAUUGAGAGCAAUUUAAACUGCUGAAUAGGGGAGUGGAUAAAUAACCUAUGUUAAUCCAUACAAUGGAGUACUUUAGGCAUUGAAAAUCAUAUUUUUAAAAAAUAAUGCUUUGGAAAAUGCUUACAAUGUGCUACUGAGAAUGCAAAAUACAGAGUUACAUGGACAGUAUGAUCCUAGUGUUAGUCUUUAAAUUACAUAUAUAUGUGUAUGGUGUUUGUAAAUAUUUAAAGAGCUUGUUCUGCUAUGUUUCAUUCGUUCAACUCCUAAAUUAAUCAUGCGUUUCAAACACCAUAUUAAAAAAGCCAUCUAUUUGGGCAGUUCUUGUUGUGGCUCACUGAGUUACCCAACUAGCAUCCAUGAGGAUGUGGGUUCAAUCCCUGGCCUCGGUCAGAGGGUUAAGGAUCGGGCGUUGCCGUGAGCUGUGGUAUAGGUCACAGACAUGGCUUGGAUCUGAUGUGGCUGUGGUGUCAGCCGGUAGCUGUAGCUCCAAUUCGACCCCUAACCUGGGAACCUCCAUAUGCCACAAGUACAAUCCAAAAAAAGGGGGGGGGGAGUGAGUGAAACACUAGAGUAUUUAGACUUACAACAGCAAAUAUAUUUUUCCAACAAUUUCAACCAUUUCAACAACAUUAAAGUGUUUCUAUAGCUAUGAGUGUAUUUUUUCAUUGUGAGGAGAAGGCAGUCAGCUGAUUGAUCACAAUGGGCAAAAGCCAAACAAAAUCUCGUUUACCUUUGAGAUCACCCACUCACGAGUGUCGCCCCUCUCUGUCAUGAGUAGCCUUGACCUCACACCUUCAUGGUGAAGAGCGAAGAACUAACCCUGCCAGACUAACAAAGCCAUCAUGUGCUCCUCUGCUUUAUCACGAGCAACGUUCUGACAAAUCCUGGCAGCCUGGUUCCUGAUAAGGAUCCUGUUCUGAUCCAUGCAGUGCAAACAUAACGAAUUGUGUUUAAUUUGUCUUGUAAGUAGAGCAUAUGCCUUAAGGAUGAUCAGAAGUCUGAAAAGAGACACUUCCUGGAAUAAGGUGCUUUUUAAAAUCUCCACCUGUAUUUAUGUUUAUAUUUUCCAUAGUGAAAACUCUUCCAUAAUAAACAAUACAGGCUAUAAAAUUCUAGCCACCCACCUUCCUCCCAGUUCCCUCUAAGUAUCAUCCUGGCCACGUGACAGCUCAUGCUUGGCCAUGGUUACCAUUAUCCAUAAGAAAACAUCAUCGUGGUUCCGUAGGCUCUGGGUUUUUGGCUUUCCUUAUGGAUGCCCUAGCUCUCCAAAUAAAAGGGACCUAAUAAUAAAUAACAUCUCCAGACUCUGCUUUCUUUUCUGAUACCGUCAUCUUUUGUGUGUACACCAAUGAUAGUGGCCUUUGCAAGGUGUGUGGGCUUGUUGAAGAGAUUUAUUCUUGUAUAUGUGUCGAAACCAAACGACGGCAUCCCCUUUCCCAUAACAUCACUUCACGCCAAAGAGUGAUGUGUUGGUUCCACAGGCCAAGCCUAGGCCCCCUGCCCCCCUGGGGCUCAUGGGCUAAGGAAACAAUUACAUCUAUGACUUGUCAUCUGCUUUGACCAAAGGCCAAACCUCCGCUCAUUCUAAGACCUCCUGGCUGAUCUCAGCACGGAGACCCUAGGUGGGGCGGCAUGGAGUUUGGCAGGGUGAGCAGUGAUUUCUGAGCAAGCAGGGGUGCCAUCGCAAGAACCUAGGCCCUGAGACAGGCCUGGCUUUGAGUCCACAUUCUGCCCUCGCUACCCUGGCAAUCUUGGACAAGCAAGGUCACUUCUUUCCUUAUUUCUAGACCCAGCUAAUGAGAACUCCCUCAAAAAGUGCUGUUGGAAGAAAAGAGAUGUGUAAGGGUUUGUAGGCUGAGAAAUAAUACAUAGAUGCAAGUGAAUUCUUAAGAGUUAUUACUUAAAACACCCUUUCUAGAAAAUAAAUGAGCCAUGGUGGUGGGGGGGGACAUUAAGCGUCAUCACUAAACUGAGUAGAUGACCAGAUGCUUGCUUGUAGGAUGAUUUUUGUUGGUGACUCCACUCUGCAGAGGCCUAGAUGGGCCCAGGAGCUCUCAGGUCCUUGGAUAAACCCCCUCCCUCUCUGGGCCCAGUUUCCUCAUCUGUGAAAACAAGGGGGCAAGGGGCAUGGCCUCAAUCUCUGAGCAGCACCUGCCCUGGCUCAGUUGGAAGUAAUGUUUGCAUCCAUUGGGGUUCACACGUGCACAUGGCAGGGGGUUGAAAUCAAAGGCAGAAACUGCAGACCCCAACGCACCCGUUGCCAACUUGGAAUUGACCGUUCACACUGCAACUCACUCAAAAGGCACUGAGAGCACACUCCCCCCUCCCAAUCCGGAGAGGCCAAGUGAGGAGCACAGACACACUGGAGAACUGGGGGUGGUAUUAAAAUCCAGAGAGAGCCGACUGCUGUCCACGAGCCCCAGCCCCUCUGCUUGGGACUGACUUUAGCUAUGGCAGCUAAAAUCUUGUCUGAGCCUUCGGCUUAUGUGACCGGCUCCCACAGGGCCUCCCAGGUAGAGCUGCUCUACAGAGGGACCCACGCCCCAUGGGUCUUUCCCUGGGGAGGCCCGAGCCUUGAGUCCUUGGCCAGGGACCCCAUGGAAAUGCCCUGCAGGACACUCUUUGAGUGGACUGGCCAGCCAUUCCCAGAGGUGCUUGCAAAGAUCAAAAACCUUCCUGGAGUGAAGGCUUCCUUACCUGGGACUGGCUAGGCUCCCAGGGUAUGUACAGGCAUACCGCAAAUCUGAAGAUGUGUCUGCUCCACUCAUUCUGCAGCCUCACCGAGCACCCCGCAUUCUCAGAGCCUCAGAAAUUCUGCUGCCUCCUCGCCAGACCCUCUUCCCUGAUAGGACGUGCUCCAGGCCUCCCCUGAGCCCUGCUCUCUGCACACAGGUCCGAACAAGACCAUGGAGCACUGAGUCUGGGGUGUUUCUGAUCCUAGUGUAGAGUUCCCUCUUGGUACCAAGAUUGAGUCAAUAAGAAACAGAUAAUUUUUGAGAACUAUGUCUAGAUACUCAUGUUGCAACAGAACAAAGGGUGGGGAAAAAAUGUAAUUGCAAUGUAUACAUGUAAGGAUAACUUGAUCCCCUUGCUGUACAGUGGGAAAAUAAAAAAAAAAA